Gaeumannomyces tritici R3-111a-1 is the source of this 1938-nucleotide messenger RNA. RefSeq names its product SIL1. Bases 439 to 1677 code for a protein of 412 amino acids. The record is from RefSeq and is a predicted model, not a curated record. NCBI's taxonomy places the organism in Eukaryota, Fungi, Ascomycota, Sordariomycetes, Magnaporthales, Magnaporthaceae. The transcript has a single exon. Gene Ontology annotation, molecular function: adenyl-nucleotide exchange factor activity. Gene Ontology annotation, cellular component: endoplasmic reticulum.
GGUGGCUAAUUAGUGACACCUCACCUUGUCACGUGCAGGGACACAGUAGAUGCACAGGUGGCCACAGCUUAUACGGGCAGGUAUCUCGUACUCAGCCACUGUCCUGGGUUGAUAUCUGUUCAAAUCCACCCAGGCCCAGUUGCUUCUUCUUGAUUCUACCACACCCGAAGACGGAAACUGCAACGGUCGUGUGGAGCAUGCUUAGAGUCAUCCUGUCUGUAGUGCUGUAGGAGGAAGGCAGCCACCUGAGCCCUUAAGGAUUGGAAUUGUUUAUCUGUCCAGUUGGCACGUCGCCUCGAUUCCCUCCACAUAUAAAACACCACUUUCUGGCCUUUCCCGCCUCGACCAGCUCUUUAGAUUGGGAACAACAAGGGCAGGACGAACGUCCAAGUACUGAAAACAAGCCAAUCAUUCAUCGCUGAACGAGCGGCGGCAACAAUGAUCCCCUGUAUACUUGCGGCACUAUGUGUCUCGCUUGCAGCGAAGGCAUCAGCCGCAGCACAAGAACCAGCAACGGGCGAUGUUGAGCUGAUAUGUCACCCGGAGAACGCCAUCGACUGCUAUCCCAAGAUCUUUCGGGCAACUCACGAAUUCCAGCCGGUCCGGCCUGGCCAAGACAUCCCAACUAGCCUCCAUGUCCGCCUGAACGUCAACACUGGAGAGAAGGAGGCCAAGAUCAAUGUUCCUUCCGAGCAGGAUCCCGCAUUGGCCGGACUGCCUGUCGAGAACGCCGUCAUAGCUGUCGACUCGGAGCCACAGGAGCAGGCCGGCGAGCACAUUCGCCCGGGCGCACCGGCCUACGAGGCUGUUGGGAAGAUUAAGGAGUCGACCGGGCCCGAAGCCCUGCAGUUCAGCAACGCCCUUGGCGUGCUGGGAAAACGCAAGGGCGUCGACGCGGCCGACUUGGAUGGUGCCCUCGACAAGCUUGAGGAGCUUUCGCACGACCUCUCCUACGGUCUGAAGAUAGCUCAGGACCUCCCGGCCCUGAGUUCACUCUUUUGCUUGAUGAGCGAUGGCCACCCUGCUUCCUCCAAAGUCGUAGCAGCCUCGGAGGCUCCGCGCGCUCUCCUUGCCGCGAGGGCGAUCUCUGCCGCGGUCCAGAACAACCCGGCGGCGUUGAAAGCGGUCGAGGCGCACUGGCCAGCGCUCUUGGAAACGUCAUGUGCGAGGGACGGGAAGGACAGCGCUCCUCUCGGACGGCUGACCUUUUCUGUCAUGCAGCAUGACCGAGAAUCCAAGACUGCGGGCCGAGAAUCGCCCCUGGCCAGGGCCAAACUGUCUGCCAUCAAGGGCCUCGUCAAGAGUGCCCGCAUACGGCAAGACUUUCUCGACAAGGGCGGUAUGCGCGAGGUCUUGCGUGUCCUUCUCGUCAAGGACAGCCGGUUUGCAGAGGCGCAGGUCAAGGCUGCAAAUCUGGUGACAGACACGUUUCUCGACGAGAACAUGGGCGCCACUCUCGGGAUAUGGCCGGCCAAAGCUCUGGCGCACGUGGCCGCCUGCGAUCGCGAAUCGCCGGAUUUGUCGGAUGGUUGUUGGCGCCUCUGGAUCGAGAGGAUAGCAGAGGAGAACAAGUCCGACUCGGCUCACUGGAGCGUGGGACUUUUACAAAUGUUCAAGUCACAGCUCCCUCCGAGUAGCGGGACGCGGGGACGCGGGACGGAAAAUGACGAGCUAUAGUCGAAUUACCACAGCUGGGAGGUCAGGGGGUGGUCAUGAAAAAGCAUAGUCUUAUAUACAUAAAAAGAUCAAAAAUACCCAAGAGUAAAAGCUCGUUUUCCCGCCUUGACCGAGGGUGGUGGGUGAUAUCAAAAAGGUUGUAAGGAUACUAACAUGUAAUGAUGUUGAAAAGCACCUACAUGACAAAACAACAAAAAGAUCGCUGUCCAAUCUUAAAGGUGAACAAUUACAAACCCGAGGAUGAAUGGUUCACUCCUAAUA